UCUCGCUUUUUUUUUUCUCGACUCAACUCUAUUUCUGGUAAAAGCGAGUUUGGACUCCCUGUGUUAUUCAAUGUCUAAGAAUGUUUUUCCGCUUCCGCUCUUCUGUGUAAAACGUUGGGGCAUCAUUACUCCAAAGAUGUCUGAAAAAAAGGCCGUGCCUCUGCAAAUGCUCAAUCAAUACACGAGGAAUUUCAAAGUACUGGUUGUCGGUGACAUACUUACCGGGAAGCAAUCGUUUGUUAAACGCUAUGUGAACAACAUAUGGCAUCCGUUAUACAAGCCGACAAUAGGGGUUGAUUUUGCACUCAAGACUAUUCAAUGGGCACAAAAUACUACUAUCAGGCUUCAGAUAUGGCUUAUAGCAGGUCAAGAGAGAUUUAGUUCCAUGACCAGAGUGUACUACAAGGGGGCUGAUGCGUGUGUUGUCUUGUUCGAUUUAGAACGCCAAACUACAUUGGACGGCGCCAUUAAGUGGAAAAAAGACCUUGAUAGCAAGUACAAGCUUCACAGUGGAAAACCAGUCCCUUGUAUAUUGGUUGGCAAUAAAAGUGAUCUCCCAGAUAGACCUGUUGACAAGGAGAUUAUCGACAAACUCUGCAAGGAACAUUCAUUCCUAUGCUGGACUGAGAUGUCCGUCAAAGAAGAUAUCAAUGUUAAAAAACCUAUGGAGUACCUUGUGAAGCAUCUUAUGGAAGAUGGCAAGGAGGGGUCAGUUCCAUACAAACCAGUGAUGGACCAAAAGGAUCCAUUAGAGAACUUUCCAGAAGAGCCAGACAGGUUUAUAUAGUUUAUAUAAUGUGCAGGAAUAAGAAGUUGUUCAUCCUUGGGAACCCAGGAGUAUUUUCCUAGAGUGAAAGGUUAGAGGAAAAUAACCCUGGGUUUCCGAGGAUGGCAGUUGUUUAGACAAGUCAAUAAAUUAAUCAAAGUGACUGGGAUUAAUAAGCAGAACUCGUUACCAAAAUGGAACCUAGGAAUCCAUCCCUGUUGUAUUUACAGACGUUAUAUACCAUCACUUGACUCCUAUCAGCAGACUGCUGAAAAGGUUUUCUCUUUUUCUGAAUUGUUGCUAUAAAGUAGAGCUCACGAAAAACAAGCCUAGUUGGGACCAAAUGCUCUUCACCAUUAUAUAUUAAACCAAUUUUAUAUACAAGGAAUGUGUAGUGUUGCAAACAGUGUCUUUUAUAGACACAGUGUGUCACCCUGACAUGAAUAGUGUCUGAUAUGCAAGCAUGGUUUAUGGUUCUACUGUACUUUUCACCUCACAAUUUGCUUUGAUAUAAAUAAUAUUAGUCCUUCACACAACACACUACAAAUCUAGUUUGUCAAUGUUACAUAUAUCUAGCACAUCAAACAAUUAUAAAUAUAUAGAGUAAAAGAAAAUUCCUUAUCUGUAUUAGUAUGAGCUGUUGUGUAGAUUCUUUGGUUUAUCAUUAGUUCUUUCAUUAUUAUUCUUAUUUGUAAGUAAAAUAUAUGACCAUAUAUGGCCUGCAUUUAAGACCCUCUGUAGACUGUGUAACAGUAAUGUGAAUUUGGUGCUCCUCUAUAGUGCUGAGUGUUGGCACAUUGUUAAUGCAGACUUGGAUAACACCAAUGUCUUCCACACCAGGUGCCUGAGGAAGAUACGCCACAUUUUCUGGCCUUUUCUGAACUGUAUGACAACAAGGGCUCAAACAACAUCAUGCAAGAAAAUAAAAUGCUGUUUUCUAAAGUGA
Molecule: messenger RNA, 1712 nt
Organism: Nematostella vectensis (starlet sea anemone)
Lineage: Eukaryota; Metazoa; Cnidaria; Anthozoa; Actiniaria; Edwardsiidae
Product: ras-related protein Rab-7L1
Exons: 1
Coding region: 71-787 (238 amino acids)
Biological process (GO): vesicle-mediated transport
Cellular component (GO): trans-Golgi network; Golgi apparatus; vesicle
Molecular function (GO): GTP binding; GTPase activity
Source: RefSeq, a predicted model, not a curated record